AUGCCUUCACACAAGACAUUCAUCAUCAAGAAGAAGCUCGCCAAGAAGCAGAGGCAGAACAGACCCAUCCCUUACUGGAUCCGCAUGAGAACCGACAACACCAUCAGGUAUAACGCUAAGCGUCGUCACUGGCGUCGUACCAAGCUUGGAUUCUGA
This is a messenger RNA of Lathyrus sativus (Indian pea), 156 nucleotides long. Lineage: Eukaryota; Viridiplantae; Streptophyta; Magnoliopsida; Fabales; Fabaceae. The record is from the annotation of a GenBank genome assembly.